Molecule: messenger RNA, 4067 nt
Organism: Prunus mume (Japanese apricot)
Lineage: Eukaryota; Viridiplantae; Streptophyta; Magnoliopsida; Rosales; Rosaceae
Source: RefSeq, a predicted model, not a curated record
GAAAGCGUGUUCACUACCUCUCUCGGUUUUUUGGGGUGGGUUUUUGGUUGGAUUGGUUCUUGUGGUUGUUUUCUGGCCAAUUCUCUGGCUUUGUGAUUUGUUAAUUUGUUGUUCUGCUGAGCUAUUGUUCGAGUUGGUGUGUUUCCCUUUCAUUGCUGGAACCAGAUUUCCAGGAACUGUUUUCUCCCAUGGCCUUGAGCACCCAAAGAGCUUCUACAUCUCGUACUUCAGCUGAAUGGGCUCCUCCUCGAUGGAAGCAUGAUGUUUUUCUGAGUUUCAGGGGCGAAGACACUCGCAGGGGUUUUAUCUCUCAUUUAGACCGUGCAUUGGCGUACUGGCAAGCAAUGAGAACUUUCAAGGACGAUCGAGAACUUGAAGUAGGAGCAACUAUUUCUCUGGAGCUGUUGACCGCAAUCAAAGAAUCAUAUCUUGCCAUCAUUGUUCUGUCCCCAAAUUACGCUUCUUCCACUUGGUGCUUGAAUGAACUCUCAGAGAUUCUUGAAUGCAUAAAAGACACCAAGAGAAUUCUGCCAAUCUUUUAUGACGUGGAUCCUUCCGAUGUGCGAAACCAAAGGGGGAGUUUUGCGGAAGCUUUCACUAAGCACGAAGAAAGGUUUAGUGGAGAUGCAGAGAAGCUGAAUCGGUGGAGAGCCGCUUUAAGAAAAGUUGCCAAUCUCACUGGCUUAGAUUCAAAAACUUAUAAGUCAGAAGCAGAGCUUGUCGAUGACAUUGUCAAACGUGUGUGGAAGAAAGUGAAUCCUACAGUCACGUUGUUAGAUUCUCAAGAGAAGUUAGUCGGAAUUGAUUCUGCACUUGAUCAACUACGCUCGUAUUUAGCUCCCGAAGAAAAUGAUGUCCGCUUUAUAGGGAUAUGGGGGAUUGGCGGGGUAGGCAAAACAACCCUUGCUAACCUAGUUUAUGAGAAAAUUUCCCAUAAUUUCGAGCAUUGCUGUUUUCUAUAUAAUGUAAGAAAGAAGGAGCUUUCUGAUCUACAAAGACAACUUCUUUCCCCACUUUUGAAGGGAAAUCAUAUUUGGGAUGAAAGGGAGGGAACCGUUUUCAUUAAUAAAGUUUUAAGGAAUAAAAAGGUUCUUCUCGUACUUGAUGAUGUGGAUCAAUUACACCAACUAGAAGUACUGGCCAGAGAUAAAAUUUUGUUUGGUGUGGGGAGUAGAAUUAUCAUCACAACUAGAGAUAAACGUCUACUUGUUCAGCAUGGUACAACAACCUAUAAGGUCGAGGUCUUAAAGAAUGAUGAUGCUCUUGAGCUCUUUAGUCAACAUGCCUUUCAGAAAGAUCAGCCUGAGGAAGGUUUUCAAGAACUGUCUCAGCAUUUCCUAUAUUAUGCCAACGGCCUUCCAUUAGCUCUUAAAAUUUUGGGGCGUGCUUUGUAUGGGAGAGAUCAAGAUGCGUGGAAGAGUGCGUUGUAUAAUCUAAACAAAAUUCCUGAUCCAGAUAUUUUUGAUUCACUCAAAGUAAGUUAUUAUGGACUAAAAGAGAUGGAGAAGAAAAUUUUUCUGCAUGUUGCGUGUCUCCAUAGAUGGAGGGAUAAAGAUCAAGUAAUUGAAAUACUAGACUGUACCCUUGACAUUUCCAGUCAUAUUGAGAUAGAUAUUCUUAUGGAGAAAUCUCUCUUAACUAUUGAGAAACGCCACUUCCAUAGCCACAUUGUUGAGAUGCAUGAUUUGAUACAAGAAAUGGCAUCGAAAAUUGUUCGUGAAGAGUCUCCCGAGCCUGGUAAACGCAGUCUUUUGUGGCAUCACAGAGACAUUUCUCAUGUAUUCAUGAACAAUACGGGAACGGGAGCAAUUGAAGCCAUAGUCCUACGUCUGCCCAGAUUAGAAGCAGUGCCCUGGAAUUGUACUGAAGCCUUCAAUGAGAUGCACGGGUUAAGGCUCCUUCACUUUGAUAAUGUGAUGUUUUCUUCAGGCCCUAAAUUUCUUCCAAAUUCCUUAAGAAUUAUCCAGUGGAGUCGGUAUCCUUCCAAAUCGCUGCCAUCAAGUUUUGAACCACAUUUGCUUUCUAAACUAGAAAUGAGGAAUAGCAAACUUGUCCGGCUUUGGGAUGGAGCAAAGGAUUUUCCGAAUUUGAAAUAUAUGGAUCUUAGUUACUCUGAUAAAUUGACCAAUAUCCCAGAUUUCACACGCAUUCCAAAUCUUGAGAAAUUGAAUCUGAAUGGUUGUAAGAAAUUAGGUGAGGUUCACCCGUCUAUUGCAGUCCACAAAAAGCUAAAGUGGUUAGAAUUUUAUGGAUGUAAAAGUAUUAAGAGUCUCCCAAGUAAGUUGGAAAUGGAUUCUCUUGAAUGCUUUUCUCUUUCGGGCUGCUCAAAACUGAAAAAGAUUCCAGAAUUUGGGGAACAUAUCCAGAAAUUGAAAAAGAUUUAUAUACAUAGGACUGCUAUUGAGCAAAUACCUUCAUCAAUUGAGCAUCUGGUUGGCCUUCAUUAUCUAUGUAUAAGUGAAUGCAAAAGUCUCUUGGGUCUCCCUAGUGCGAUAUGUAAAUUGAAAUCUCUUACAAGACUGGCUAUGCCCAGAUGCUCAAAAGUUGACAAACUCCCAGGGGAGAUGGAGUGUUUAGAGGAGCUUGAUUUAAGUGGAAGUGCUAUGAGAGAGCCGCUUGUUGCUAUGAAAAAUCUCAAAAUUCUAUCCCUUAGUGGAUCAGUUGCUUCAAGCGAUGGCAUUGGGUGGGGCAUUGACCGCAUAUUUGGAAUUAGAAAGAAUCCUGACCGUGAGCGUUGGGGUUUGGUGUUGUCUUCUCUAAAUCGUUUAGGGUCUUUGACGGAAUUACAUCUGAGUGAUUGUAAUAUUGGUGAAGGAGCCAUUCCAGAUGAUAUCGGCUACUUGUCUUCUUUAAGAGAGUUGGAUCUUAGUGGAAACAAUUUCGUUAGCCUUCCCUCAAGCAUUAGAUUCCUUUCUAAGCUUCUGUAUCUUCGACUGCAGAGGUGCAAAGGGCUUCAGCAAUUGCCAGAUCUUCCAUCAUUUGGCGUAAAUGUGAACGACGGUACUUCCUUAAAAAUGUUGGCAGAUCCAUCAAAGAGACCCUAUUUACUGAUAUAUGUUGACGAUUGUACUUCCUUAAAAAGGCUGUCAGAUCCAUCAAAGUUGAGCGAAGGAGCCAAUGUGUAUGAUUUUGACUUCAGUUGUCUUAAUUGCUUCAGAUUGGUUGAAGAAGAAGGCUGGAUUAAUAGAAUGUUUGCAAUGAUAAUGAGAUUGGCUGCUGAGGGAAUCUAUCCAAUCUUUAAUGAUGCCUUUAUUGUAUGGCCUGCAAGUGAAAUUCCAGAGUGGUUCAGUAAUCAAAGUGUGGGAGAUUCAAUAACUGUGGAGUUGCCUCUACCUCCACCUCCACAAUCAUCAUGUAGCAGCGACUGGCUUGGGAUUGCUUUAUGUGUUGGUUUUGAAGAUUCUGAAUAUUUGGAAGAUCCAGGCUAUGAUUUUUUGGAAAUUCACCAUUCGCGGGGACAGCGCGAGAGUUUAAAAGUCGGGCAUCUUGGGUCACAACACCUUUGGGUUUCCUAUUUGCCUCUCUAUUGCCCCCGUCGCAGAAAAGCCUCAAGCAGUCAGCGGUUUUCAUUCGAAGGGCGUUAUGGUUCAAACGAAUAUUCAGGCAAAAAACUGAAAACAAGCUCGAUUAUAAAGAAAUGUGGAGCCCGUUUGGUGUACCAGAGAGAUUUGGAAGAAUUCAGCCAAAUACUGAAAAUCCCAAAGCCAGUAGCGACUGGAUUGAACCAAUGGAGUUUCUUUCCUCUCCAAUGUAAUAAAAAAAAAAAUUGCAAACAAACAUAAACCAGACCAAAGUCAGUCACUUCGGUAGGAAAAGAAAAAUGACACAUCCCCCAAACCACGGAAGCUUUCCUUGAAAUUUCCUUUUACUUUUUUGGUGGAAAACAUUCGUCCUUCCACUUUGUAAAACACUUUUUACAUUUUUCCUUUUUUUGUUUUUUGUUUUUUCACCUUGACCCUUAUCCUGAGUACUGGACGUGUUGAGCUCUUUCUUGGGGAGUUCCUCAUUUCUUCUUCGGUUUCUUGCCUUGACUUUUGAAUCUCUUUUCUGUGUAAAUUGUUUUGGCA